Molecule: messenger RNA, 6986 nt
Organism: Epinephelus fuscoguttatus (brown-marbled grouper)
Lineage: Eukaryota; Metazoa; Chordata; Actinopteri; Perciformes; Serranidae
Exons: 5
Coding region: 1-3261 (1086 amino acids)
Source: RefSeq, a predicted model, not a curated record
AUGAGGCCAACAACAAGCAACAUGCUCCAGCAGAAUAACAACAACAACUACCCCUGCCUGAAUGUGUCAGGCUCUACCCGGGAGAUGCUCCAAAAGUGCUCCAGAGCCUCUCUGCCCUUCCCCAGCCGACUGGAGCUGGGCCUGGGAGACCUGCCUCUGAUCCGGGGCCUUCGAGCCUGGGCCCUGUGCUCCAAGAACCGCCGGAAGGCUGGUGGUAUGCUGGGAGGAGGACAAGCCCCCACAGCUCCUCCUGCGGGCCAUUGGGGUUCGACUUCCUGCCCCAGGCCUGCAGACGUGUACCUGAGUGGGGAGUGGGGUCGCAUGGGGUAUGGGCUUCCCUUGGGACUUGAUGCCAGGCAGGCUGGGAUUGGAGCUUUGGUAACAGUUGCCACUCUGAAGACCUCAGAGGGCAGCGGGAAGACACAGACUCAAUGCCUCUUCCUGCGGACUGAGAAAGGGAGCUGUUUGUACUCCACAGCUAAGCCCAGUUCUGGUGUGACUACCAGUGGAGCCUCCAGCGUGGUUGGGGGAUGGCUGAGAGGAAAGACAGGAGGAGGAGGAGGCAGAGACAUCCCAGCCGGGAGGAGGGACAAUGGGCAAACUCUCCCUACACAUAACGGAGUAAACCGGGUCAGGGUGCGAUCUGGCCGGAGAUGGAGGAAGUCCAGUAAUGCAGCAGCCCGUGAGAAAACAGGCGUGAGCAGAGAGAGGCAGCAGAGCAGCAGGGAGGAUCCUGCUGAAGAAAUCACUCUGGAAGAAAGGCAGGAAGAGCGAGACAAAGGAGGCCUGGCCACUAAACAGUUUUCCAGCCCGCAGCAGGACAGCAGGAGAGCCAGACAAGAGAAAGAGGGAGCAUGCAGAAGUCCUCGAUGUUGCCACAGUGCUUCUCCCAAAACCUGUACUCAGUGUGGAAGGACAGCACAAAGGAGGGGAAGCCAGGAUGAACAUGAGGGAGGUGAAAGUCCAAGAAGAGGCGCCCAAAACAGGCUGAAUAGUGAGGAAACAGGAAUGAAGAAGGAGAGGCAAAAAAAUGAAGAGGAGGAGAAGGGAGGCCUCUGUGCAGUAGAGUCAUCUAACUCUGUUUUGGCUGUACCAAGCCCUGACCUAGAAUCUAACCUCUUUCAGCCAGAAUCCCACAGCAGCUGUGAUGUUGAAGAGAUUAAAGAGGCCGAGAGUAACGAGGAGCUGAAGACACAAACCUCUCACAGCAAGGAGAAGUAUUCAAAGACAGAGCAGGAUACAAAUGAGGUUAUGAAAAUACAUACUGGAAACAGUGGUUUAACUCAUGGCCCCUUUGGGCAGAUUACUGAUGACGUAACAUCAAGACAUAAUAGAGAAUUUGAAACCCCCUGUGAAGAAGCAGAGGCAUUUGUGAAUGGAUUAUCUGAUCAUGUAUCAGCAGAUCAAGAAUUGGAGAAAGAAAUGGAGAGUGUGGAAGAGGAGAGAGGGAGCAUCAGUCAGACUCCUGCUAAAUUCUCGGUUGUAUCCGACUGCAAUGAGGAAAUCUCUGUCUCCACCUGCCCUGCCUCCGUCAGCGCUGCAGUCUCCCCCAAGCCCUCCACUCCUAUAGAGGGCAGCACCUGUGAUGCUGACCAUGAGACUUGUGGUGUUCGAACAGAGCAAGAGAACAGCAGAGAGGAUUGCCUUGAGGGGUAUCAUUGUGGGGUAGCAGACCCUGGAAUCAUUGGUAAAAAAGAACUGAAUGUUAGCAGAUUAGAGCAACAAGAACCAACCUGUGCGGCUGACGAGAACAAAAAGGAAAACUCAGAGUUUUUCUUUGAAAACGUAGAAAACAGCAGCAAGUUAGAGGCAAGACAGACUUCAUCUUCACCUCUAAGACAUGGAGAUCCUUCUGUCUUUGAGACAGACAGGAGGAUCGUAACAGAAAAUGGUUGCAACUAUGGUACAACUGAGCUUGAAGGAGCAGAGCAAAGAGAUGAACUGGUGUGGGGAAAUAGAGAAGAGGUGUCACAUGAAGAGAAUAUAGAGGAGAGAGUAAAUCCUGAGGAAGGGGAUGAAGCUUUGAGGAGGGAGUGCAACUGCAACGAGCUGGACGAUGGUGAUGGUAAAGGAGAUGACAACCAAAAACAGCACACUGAGGAUGACAUGAACAACAGUACUAUACAGGAGGAUAAUGAUGAAGCAAUGAGAAACUGUGCACUAAAAGACAACUGGAGGUUAGAGGAGUCUACAGAUGGAUGCAGUGGAAGGGAGGAAGAGGAUGGAGACACCUGUGGACAAACAAGCAUCACCUAUGUUGAGGCAAAUGGAGAGACCAGCGCUAACGUUGCCUGUGGUGAUCCCUCCACCUCUCUUGCACUCUCCUUGGUUAAUCCUGCCUCGUCUUUGCCCCCCCUGGGAUCCAUGGCAACUGGCCUGCCCUGGCUGGAGGCGGAGAAAGAGGAGGAGGAAGAGGAGGAGGAAGGGGUCGGAGUGCUGACAGGAGAGAGAAAAGAAGGCCAGCAAGGAAAGAGGAGGCUUGGAAGACAACUGAAGGAGCAGGGCGAGGAGGAGAGGGGCUCCACCGUGGCCACUGAGGAGGGGAGGAGAGAGGAGGGGGAGGAGGAGGAGGAGGAGGAGGAGGAGGAGGAAGAUGAAUUUGGAGUAUUCAUGCAGGCGGAGGGAGAGCCGGCUUGGAGCGAAGGAUACACCAUGUCUGCCUCAGUGCCUUGUGGGAGCAGAGAGAGUGUUGCACCUGGAAACCACGCCAUCACCGGGGAGUCGACCCACUGGACCCCAGGCUGGAUGGACAGCUCAUUCCACCAAUCAGACGAUACCUGGACAGCCUUUCCUCAGAAUUCGUCAGAUGAAGGUCGGGACAUGGUGGGACGGUGGUGGCCAACCAGCGCUGUAGAGGAGAGCAGAGACAGGCUCUCAACUAACCAGAAUCUGGCGUCUGUCUUUGCUGAAGCCUUCCCGUCCUUGCCUGGUUCGUCCUCAAGUGACCCUUGUGACCUCGAUACUGUUCCCACACUGACCCAGCUCCUCAGGGGCAAAGCCAGCCAGGACCAGGGGCUGUUGGACAGUUUCCAUGACUUGAACAAAAUGAUUUGCCAGCGAUACAAGAGAGCGGAUGGUGUGUCUCGUGACCUGCUGCUGAGGACUUUACACCUGGAGCAGCCGCAUACUGAAAGCAGACCUGCUCCCUGGACAGCCAAUCGCCGUCUCUCCCCUGGCCUCCCAUCAGCCAAUCAGCACGCUCAGAACGCUGCCGCUAAGAGACGGCUGUCAUAUGACUACAACAGAAACAUCAUGGAGUAAGCGCACAGCUAAGCUCUGGUUGGACUGUGAUUCAUAAACAUUUAUCUGAGGAACUGCAGACCGGACUAACACAGGUUUCUCAAGACUCUGGAUUGACAACGUGUAUACUAUCUGCUUGUCAAAUACUGACAGACCUUUUGACUAUUUGCACACUUCCUGGUUAUUUAAGCCUGAGCCGGUGAGAAGACGUAACCUGAAUGAAAACGGAGCCACAGUUGUAUUUCAGAAGUUGUCUCCUCCAGCUCCUGUUGUAUACUGGAGUGUUUCCAUUACACAUGUGCCACCUUGUUCACCACCACUACCCUCCAAUUUUAAUUUUCCUUUUCAACCCUGAUAACAGGAAGAUGUCAAAGACUGUUUGGAGUGCAAUGACCUGCAGUGAGAAGGUACUCAUGAUGAAAGAGAAGUCAGGAACAUUGUCAUGUCACCACAUCAAGGAAGUUUUUCUUCCUGUUAUUUUAUUAUCUCUGAUUUAAAGGUCCAGUGUGUAGGAUUUAGGGGGAUAUACUGGCAGAAAUGGUAUACAAUAUAAUAAGUAUGUUUUCUUCAGAGUAUAAUCGCCUGAAAAGACGAAUCAUUGUGUUGUCAUUACCUUAAAAUAAGCUGUUUACAUCUACAUAUUGAGCAGAACGGACAAAAAAAAACCCAAACAAACACUGGCUCUAGAUAGGGCCAUUUGUGUCAGCCAUUAUAGGUAAAAGACCCUCCACGUCAAGCAGCACAGGAGAGACAGAUUUUUUUACAUGCAGCUGUUUUACUCAGUGUUUUUACUGGUUUUAAUCAUCUGAUCUGUUUGUUUUUGAGAGGAAGAGACCUCUGCAGAUAAUUUGACUCGCAAUAAAAACCUCCUUAAUGUCUGGAUCUUAAGGUAUUUGAGAAAAUAGGUGAGCACACAUUGGCAGGUGCUGCAAUGAGCCAAACAGCGUCGGAGAAACUGAUUAGUAACGUGAAACUGUUUUUUUCAGUGUUUUUACCAGUUUUAAUCACCUGAUCAGUUUGUUUUGGAGAGGAAGAGACCUCUGCGGAUGAUUGAGCUCCAGGUCAAAAUCUCCUUAACACUGAACACUGAAGGAAUCCUAACUGGGACUUGGCACUCAGGAGAAGUUUUAGCUGGUUGUGAUCUGCAAUCCUCACUGCCAGAUGCCACCGAAUCCUACACACUGCUCCCUUAAAAUGGACGUAAAUAGAAAUUGUCUCAUUGUUUGAAUUAAAUCUUAAUGGGUUGAGCCAAACAAAAACACUGGCUUGCAAGGAAUGAAUGGUUAAAAAUAAAAAAUUACAUCAUUUUGGAAGGUAAAAGGUAUUUUGGCAAAUAAUUCGUCCCCACUCUUAUCUUUUUCUUUUGCAAAAGAUGAGGUGGUUUUUUUUAUCCAGAAUAUUGUCUUGGUAGCUCCACCAGAGUUGUCUAAUUCAACCAAUAAGAUUUGUUCUUCUUUUAGAGCAGUGGUUCUCAGCCAGGGGUCUGGGGCCACCCAGGGGCUCUUGAUGAGGUUCAAGGGGGUCCCCAGAAAAAUGGGGAAUAGUUUAUUUUCACUACUUUAUUCACAAUAGAAGUGAGCCCAGUGUGAGUAAGUCAAAAUUACUUGUGAUCAUUUGGUUUCACUUUUCUCACAGUUUUCUCCUAUAGAAUUCUGGUUUUAAUCUUAAUCUCUAAAUUGCCAGCUCAUUACUCCAUCUCUAUCUUCAGUCUGACAUUGCAUCCGCUCUAACAAAUUUCUGUGGGAGAGGCGGAUUCAAUUUUACCUAACUAAUCACUUGAGAUGCACGUAUCUCCCUGAAUCUCAUUUUUAGUCCACACUGAUGUGCAGCCAUGUCAACGUACCUGUUUUGCUGAGGUUUUAAGAUUGAAGCAGAGUAAAGUAAAAACAAACUGCAAUGUCAGGCAAUAUUGAGAAAACAUGUGAAUUGAGAACACCCUUGAUAGCAGCAUCUAUCUUGUCUACAGCGCUUGCAGUUGUUCCAGAGCUCUGCUUGACAACGGCGUUAGUCCUGCCCAUGGUGCUGACUGGCUAAUUGUAGUACCCCUGUGGCGCUCAUUGGUUGUUUUUAAUUUCAACAAAGGACCCACUGUUUCAUGUUACAAUGCCAGAUAAAUCAGUCAGCAUGAUGGAGAGGGCAGAUUCAAAGGUCUUUUCCCAGGCAAGUCUUAAUCAUAUCUAACAACCAAAAUAUUUUCAGAUGGAGGUCUUUUAAGCAAAAUCUAAUCAAAUGGGGAUAUGUGACCUAAUGAUUAUCAAUUUAGAGGUCCUUGAUACAUAAAAUGUUGAGAACCACAGGUCUAGAACAGCUCUGCCAGAAAGUUUGUAGAACUGAUAUUGUGUUCAUGUCAUAUGGAAAUGAAAGAAAGCAAUAAGAGCAAAGAUCUUUUGUUACAACUUGAAAUCACUGAAAUUAUCAGACAGUUCAAGAUGACAGUUGCCAACAUUACUGAUAAUGAAAUUGCACAUUGAAAUAAUAGUUAUUUAGCACUGAAUCAUUUGGGGCUUCAAAAAAGAAAAGAAAAUAAUUGAUAUUUGCCACAAUAGGGCUGAAUUAGUCCUAGUGAAGGAGGAAAUCAUGUUUGCUUUUUGAGCUCCUCUGUGCCAUUCCGUGCCAGGUUGGAUAUAUUGGAGCAUUCUGAAAAACUGCCCUUAAAGCUACAUUUACAAAUACAGCAACAUAAAGCUUCCGUCUGCCUCCAAAAAAUGAUGUUUUUGUUUUGUUGGAGAAAAAACAGGCAGUAAUAUAAUGCUCUUUUUUUUGUCACUUCAUUAACAUGGUGGCUUGACCUUGUAACUGCAGGAAAUCUUUAUUCAAACAUGUCAUAACAUCUCAACUCCUUACAACAAAAACCUGCAGUGUAGACGGCUGAAUGGACGCCAGUAUAUCUCUAUAGAUCUUAGCAUCAGCUGGAUGCAGAAGUCGAAGCUCAUUUUUCCCUAUCUUGUUUUUGAACUAUAAAACUACCAGGAAGUCACGUGAUCCCACUGGAGAGCAAAAUAAAGCAUUGAUUUUACUUGCAGAAUGCUAAAAAUGGAUCCAGAUGGGAAGAGUCUUAAAAUUUUCCAUUACAUUUUGCAAAGUGAUGCAUGUGCUUUCAUUGUGUAUAUGCUACAUAAAAAGCCAAUGUCAGGAAUGAAUCUUAAAGUUAUUUUGGUUCCUGAGAGAAACAAGUUUGUCUUCCAGUCAGUGCCAACAGGAACACCAAUGAAAGUGCCAAUGUUUACGAGGUAACUGAAGCAAAGCAGACACAUUCAGGAGGAAACGUCACCUCUUGUUUCUCAGACAUGCUGAAGUGGACUCAAACAAAAAUUUUGGCAUGUGAUGUUUCUCUUUUUCUUUUUGUCUUUCUGUCUGGCUUCCAGUCUGCCUCUCUCUCUUCAGUACACUCACAGCUGAGUCCACUUCACGGGCAAAACUUGAAUCUAGCUGCCAAUCAAAACUAUGUUUUUCAUGAGACUAUUGUUCACAUUAUGACCAUGCCAAUGAUGCACUGGACAUUUUUAAUUUAGACAUACUAUUACAUAUUAUCACCUCAGAGGGUUUAUUUCGCUCUACGUUGUAUAUUUCACUUGUCAGCUCAAUCAUUUGUGAUGAUAUUCAGAAACAAUCGUAUGUGUCUGUGUGUGUCUGCCAUUUGUACAAACUACAAAUUGCUGAAAAAGAUUAAUAUUUUCUGAUCUGUUUAAAUGAGGGAGAAGGAGUUGUCGCCUUGUUAACUGAUGUAAUAAAAUGAUACUGUGUGA